Molecule: messenger RNA, 999 nt
Organism: Fusarium mangiferae
Lineage: Eukaryota; Fungi; Ascomycota; Sordariomycetes; Hypocreales; Nectriaceae
Exons: 2
Coding region: 1-999 (332 amino acids)
Source: RefSeq, a predicted model, not a curated record
AUGGGUGCUGCAGAGCUUCAAGAUGAGUUGACGCGUCGUCGUGAGCGAGGCAGACGCUCACAGGCAGCUUUUCGCAAGCGGCAAGCUCAGUCAAACCACGCGCUGGCGGAUCAAAAUGCGCGGCUGAAGCAGGGCAUUAAGAGAUUACUUGAUGCAGCUCAAGGCGAUGAACGACCAGAGAUGCUUGACAUCCUUCGUGAGCUUGCACUUGCUGCAGAUAUCGAAGCUCCACCAAGCGUCUCCCAGAUAGAGACAGCGUGCUCUGGCAACGAUACUUCGGAUAACGACACUACUACUGCAAACGAAAAGAGUAUCCAGAGCUUGUACAGCGACAUCCCUCUACCAGUGACUCCCUCGCAAUCAACCCAGUAUCGUCUGGAGUGCAGCAUGUGGCUAGACCCAUUACAUUACCUACGCGUCUCGUUACCGCCUCAAGACAUCUUACCAUACCUCGGGGCCGGCGCUGAGACCUUUGCAGGUCUUCUUUUCUGGUCAGUCAUGGAGCAUUACCAGACAGUCUGCACGCAACACAACGCCAAAACAGUCAUCCAAAAAGGUCUGAAGCAUUCAAAAGCCACGCAGGAUAUCAAGCCGUCGUUCAUCGAAACCAUGGCAAAGGCAAGAGUUGAGUAUAAACAAACGGGUUCCAUAAGCCAAGCCCAUGCUGUUGCUGCUGAAAAGGAUCUGGGACUUGUACUGUGCAAUCUGAUCGAGACAGAGUAUCGCUGCACAGGCAAGGAUCCAGAUCAAUGGCUAUCGUGCAUUGGGAUUGAGAAACGGCUAAGGAAGACAAUGAGUAAUGAUUUGUUAGAGAGUUUGAGAAAUGCUGCGCUUGGUGAUGGAAAUGCAGUUUUGCACUAUCAGCUGGAGGAUGUCAAGUGCAGGCUGUACGACAGCUGUGUCUGUUUUGGAGAUGGACCUCGAUGGGAUGUGAAGAUGGUUGAUGAGCUAUUUGCUCCUGUUAUAAGAUAUCGAGGAGAAAAGAGAAUGUUAAAAUGA